GUAUUUCCAAGAGAAGAACAAUUGAUAUCAAAUCAAUCAGCGCCUGAUUAUCAGUCUUUUAUGGGUAGAGAUGGCCCUGUACCUCAGCCACCUUCAUCAAAUAAAGAUUUCGAACUUGAAGCUGAACAGAUUAGUCUCUACCCUGAAACAUGUACUGUAGCGUUACAGGAAUCCAGUUCAUGUGUGGAACAAAG
Messenger RNA from Striga hermonthica, 194 nucleotides. NCBI's taxonomy places the organism in Eukaryota, Viridiplantae, Streptophyta, Magnoliopsida, Lamiales, Orobanchaceae. The record is from the annotation of a GenBank genome assembly.